UCCCUUCAUCCCACACACACACACACACACACACAUACACACACAUACGCACAAACACAUACACACACAGUAACAGAGGCUGCUCAUCGAUCCAUCAUGCACAGCAAAGACCAGAUCAGUCAUGAUGAAUACCAAAAGACAGCUGACUGGCUGAUGUCUCAGACAAAGCAUCGUCCCCAGGUAGCAAUCAUCUGUGGAUCUGGACUGGGCAUGCUCGCUGACACCCUGAAGUGUCAAGACUCCUUUGCUUAUUCUGACAUCCCGGGCUUCCCUCAGAGCACAGUGCAGGGUCAUGCAGGUCGGCUUGUUUUUGGGGAGCUGAAGGGGAAGACGUGCGUGUGCAUGCAGGGUCGCUUCCACAUGUAUGAAGGACACUCCCUCUGCAAGACAACGUUUCCCAUUCGAGUCUUCAAGCUGCUCGGGGUGGAGACCCUGAUUGUCACAAAUGCUGCUGGCUCACUGGCUGAUGGCUUCCAGCCUGGAGACAUCAUGAUCAUCAAAGAUCACAUCAACUUCCCUGGAUUGGUUGGUCUGAACCCGCUGUGCGGACUCAACGAUGACAAGUUUGGGCCUCGCUUCCCAGCCAUGUCAGGUUGCUAUGACAAAGGUCUGCGUUGCCUUGCUGCGGAGAUCGCCAAGGAGCUGGGUGUGGCCGGCUUCCUGCAGGAGGGCGUGUACGCCAUGGUGGGAGGUCCCAACUUUGAAACCAUCGCUGAGGCCAGACUGCUGCAUCGGCUUGGUGUGGAUGCUGUUGGUAUGAGCACAGCUCCCGAGGUGGUCGUGGCAGCUCACUGUGGUCUGAGAGUCUUUGGCCUCUCCCUGAUCACCAACAAGGUGGUGAAGAGUUACGAGGACACGGAAAGCGUGAACCACGAGGGCGUCCUGGAGGUCGGCCGGCUACGCUCUCAGAGCGUGCAGCAGCUGGUGACCGAGCUGGUCGGCAGGAUGGAGAUCAAUAACAAUGACAACAUUAAUAAAUCUGUCUGAACACACUCACAGUCACACACAAACAUAUGGAGAUUGCAUACAUAUUUAAUUGGUGUGUUUUUUUAAAAAAAAAAGCAAACUGCUGUAAUGAAACUUUAUUUAUAUCAUCAUGGUGCCUAAUAUUUUCCAUCAGGGUAAAUCAGAGUGUAAGUAUUCAUGUAUGAUAUUUGAUUUUAAAUGCUAAAACUUUAUAUAACAAUAACUGCUGUGUUUGAAGGUGCUUUAUUCUCUUAAACAUUAUUACUGUAGAAUUUAAUUUUAUAAUGUAAAGGAUGUCACAGAUUUCCUGAUUCAUGUUAAUCUGAUUAAAACAAGAUGCCACAGA
Archocentrus centrarchus (flier cichlid) is the source of this 1312-nucleotide messenger RNA. RefSeq names its product purine nucleoside phosphorylase 4a (gene pnp4a). The transcript is spliced from 7 exons. Bases 97 to 987 code for a protein of 296 amino acids. Lineage: Eukaryota; Metazoa; Chordata; Actinopteri; Cichliformes; Cichlidae. Gene Ontology annotation, molecular function: purine-nucleoside phosphorylase activity. Gene Ontology annotation, cellular component: cytoplasm. Gene Ontology annotation, biological process: nucleoside metabolic process. The record is from RefSeq and is a predicted model, not a curated record.